AUGAACGAUUCUCAAAUUAACGAAAAUAACGACAAAAAUUUCUCCGAUCAAAUGAUUAGUAGUUACAUUCGUCCUUUUAUUAGACCCCCAUUUCCUCCACCUAUUGGUCCAAAAGAUUUAAUAACCAAAUCUAUCGCCGGGAAAAAACCAAAUCGAGCUCCGAAUGCGUUUAUCAUUUAUCGUAAAAUGUACGUUCGAGAGUCUAGGAAUGAGGGUUAUUGUUUCCCAAUGACCGUCCUUUCUUCAAUGGUUAGUCAAUCUUGGGAAAAAGAACCGGAGGAAGUGAAGGAUUAUUAUAAAAGGCUAGCCAAGGCAACUUUCGAUUAUCGUAAUGAAUUAUAUCCUAAAUCUGAAAUGAAAAAGAAAAAGAGAAGUAAUUGGAAUGUGAUCUCGUUUGAAAGGAUUUUAAAUCAAAAUGAUAAUGAAAAAUUCACCCCUGUCACAACUCAUUUUGAUAACGUCCCGACUCCUAAUAAUCAUGAUCAUCAAAUCGAUGAAUUGAAUUUUAUUAAUCGGAUUUUAACUCCAGACCUUUCAUCCACCGCUGCCACUUCACCUACAAUUGAUGAAUUUCAUGAACAACCCGUUCUUGAUCCAAAUCAAAACUUUAAUGAAUUUUAUGACCAACCCUUCAUUGAUCCCAAUCAACCCUUCCCGAAUUUAUUAACUUCAAGUGAUGAUAAUUGGAAUUUUAAUUCUUUUACGGGUGAUUGCGAUCAACAACCCUUUGAGAAUUUUCAACAAGGAUUUGAUUCUUGUGAUUUCUUCGACAAUCAAAUUACUGACAAUGAAGCACAAAAUUUUAAUGACUUUCAAAAUCAACAAUUAAAUCAUUUUCGAGUAUAUCCCGAUGAUUUAACUACCCCUUCUGAUGCGCUCGGCAUCUUUCAACAUCAGGAUGAGCCUGCGUCGAAUUUACAACCAUUUCAUUCCAACACGAAUGUCAUGAACGACAUGAACACAAUUUCGUAUAACACUUUCGCCACUUUUAUGUUUCAACCAUUUGAUUACCAUACUUUUUAUUAA
Molecule: messenger RNA, 1026 nt
Organism: Funneliformis mosseae
Lineage: Eukaryota; Fungi; Glomeromycota; Glomeromycetes; Glomerales; Glomeraceae
Source: the annotation of a GenBank genome assembly